CAUGUCUUCCUCCUAAGCUUCCGCCCCCUCUGCUCCCCGUGUCCCCCUGCCCCCUCCCCUUCCCUUCCCCCACCGGCAUUCCCCUCCCCCGCCGCAGAUCUCCUCCCCCGACCCACCAUGGACGCCCCGCCCGCCACCUCCACCUCCGCCGCGGGAUCGGCAUCGGCGCCGCAGGACGCCGCCGCCGCCGCCGCCGCCGAGGCCACGCCGCGCCGCCCGGCGGGGCACCGCCGCGCGCAGUCGGAGAUCCUCCUCGGGGCCUCCGCCCUCCCGGACGACCUCACCUUCGACGCCGACCUCGGCGUCGUCGGCGAGGGCUGCGGCGGCGGUGACGAGGAUGACGAGGACGAGUACGAGGACGAUGAGGAAGCCGGCGGCGGCGGCAGCGGGGGAAGCCGGAUGUUCGAGAUGUUCCUCCAGGCCGGGGGCAGGCUGUCCGAGCCGCUGGAGCCGUCGCCGUCGCCGUACCCGCAGCAGCCGUCGCCGCCGCCGCCCGCGCGGCCAAGGCACCAGCACAGCAUGUCGAUGGACGGCUCCACGUCCUUCGCGUCCGCCUCCUCCGGGGCGUCCGGGAGGCACGGCGCGGACGCCAAGAAGGCCAUCUCCGACGCCAAGCUCGCCGAGCUCGCCCUCGUUGACCCCAAGCGCGCCAAGAGGAUCAUGGCAAACCGCCAGUCAGCUGCUAGGUCAAAAGAAAGAAAGAUGCGGUACAUUGCCGAGCUUGAGAGGAAAGUACAAUGUCUUCAAACAGAAGCAACUACAUUAUCAGCUCAGUUGUCCCUGUUACAGAGAGAUACCAGUGGUUUAACAAAUGAAAAUGGUGAUUUGAAGCUGCAAGUGCAAACAAUGGAGCAGCAGGUCAGGCUGCAGGAUGCACUGAAUGACAGACUGAGGGACGAGGUUCAGCAGCUGAAGAUCGCAACAGGGCAGCUUAACGCCAACAAUGGGAAUCUGGGAAAUCUCGGCGGUCUGUCCUCGUACGGACUCAAUCCACAGAUGAGCUACCAGCGAAGAAGCCAGAUGCAACAAUCUCUCCUGGCUGCUCAGCAACUCCAGCAGCUCCAGAUCCACUCCCAUCAUCAGCAACAGCAGCAGCCCCAAAUGCACCUGCAGCAGCAGCAACGUGUUGGCAGUGUCCGGCAGCAGCAGCAACAGCAGCAGCUGCAGUCGCAGCUGCGUCCGGAAGCACUGCCGUUUCCGGGAGACCUCAAGAUGAAAGGAAUUGCCAUGACAGCCCAUGUGCAGAACGCGGGCCCUUUGGACGGCCACGCAAGGAGCGAGCCGUGAGAAGCGGCCCAGGUACAUGUCAGUCGCCAGUAAUAAUAGACUUGCGUUGUACUAGUGCCUGAGUCGAGUGGCUCAUGCAUAGGCUAGUGCAGUGUGUAGGUAGGUGCCUAGAUGUCUGCAGCAGUCCUCUAGAAUGUCGACCCCCAUUCAGUCGCAAGUUUGUUGCAGAACUGAUGAAAGCAGAGCGACUACUUUUUACCAGGCGGACCGAGUGUUCCAUCUGGAAUUAACCAUAAAAAGUUGGUGCCCGAAACCUUUCUUGAAUAUGGUGCAAGGACAGAGAGACUGAUACAAGCUGAAGCUGAACCAUGUCGGCUUGGCGUCUGUGCCGGUCAGAGCAAAUAAAAUGCUUGGUGGAAACAAAAUUCCUACUA
Molecule: messenger RNA, 1661 nt
Organism: Hordeum vulgare subsp. vulgare (domesticated barley)
Lineage: Eukaryota; Viridiplantae; Streptophyta; Magnoliopsida; Poales; Poaceae
Product: transcription factor RF2a-like
Exons: 4
Coding region: 118-1287 (389 amino acids)
Biological process (GO): regulation of DNA-templated transcription
Cellular component (GO): nucleus
Molecular function (GO): DNA-binding transcription factor activity
Source: RefSeq, a predicted model, not a curated record